Candida dubliniensis CD36 is the source of this 585-nucleotide messenger RNA. RefSeq lists its product as uncharacterized. Gene Ontology annotation, biological process: phospholipid transport. Gene Ontology annotation, molecular function: phosphatidic acid transfer activity. The transcript has a single exon. Lineage: Eukaryota; Fungi; Ascomycota; Pichiomycetes; Serinales; Debaryomycetaceae. Gene Ontology annotation, cellular component: mitochondrial intermembrane space. The coding region runs from base 1 to 585 and encodes 194 amino acids. The record is from RefSeq and is a predicted model, not a curated record.
AUGAAGUUAUUUGAAUCAGAGCAUUCUUUUAAUUAUCCGUGGGAACAAGUUACUGCUGCUAAUUGGCAGAAAUACCCAAAUGAAUUAGCCUCACAUGUUAUUUCUGUUGAUAUUUUACAACGAGAAAUGAUCAAUAACAAUACUACGUUGAGAACAGAAAGGUUGAUUGGUUGUAAACAGCCUAUUCCUAAAUGGUUAUCGUUUGUGGUUGGAGGUGCCACUGUGAGUUAUGUGCGUGAAGUCAGUGAGGUUGACCUUCUCAAUAAAACGCUAGUGAUGAAAUCGAUGAAUUUGACUAUGAAUAAUUUAUUAUUGGUUAACGAGACUGUUAUUUAUAAACCAGAUGAAGAAUUGCCUCAUAACAAAACUGUUUUCCAUCAAAGUGCUGAGAUCACUGCCUUUGCUUCGUUGAGUAGACUUUGUGACAAGUUAGAGGAUUGGUCGGUUGAACGGUUUGGACAGAAUGCUAAAACGGGGAAGUUGGCCUUUGAGAGUGUUUUGGAUAAAUUGACUUUGAAAUGGGAGGAAAAUGGAAUUUUUGAGAAUAACAAGAUCUUGCAAGAGGUCAAGAAUUUACUGAUUUAG